Messenger RNA from Lachancea thermotolerans CBS 6340, 1641 nucleotides. Its product is annotated as KLTH0B09834p. Gene Ontology annotation, cellular component: cytoplasm; fungal-type cell wall. The transcript has a single exon. Gene Ontology annotation, biological process: fungal-type cell wall (1->3)-beta-D-glucan biosynthetic process. Gene Ontology annotation, molecular function: 1,3-beta-glucanosyltransferase activity. Lineage: Eukaryota; Fungi; Ascomycota; Saccharomycetes; Saccharomycetales; Saccharomycetaceae. The record is from RefSeq and is a predicted model, not a curated record. The coding region runs from base 1 to 1641 and encodes 546 amino acids.
AUGUUGUUUCGCAAGAUUACAGCCCUGUCAGUAGCGUCGCUGUUGACAAGUCGCGUUGUGGCCGACGAUCUGCCUGCUAUCGAGGUCAAGGGUAACAAGUUCUUUUUCUCGAACAAUGGCUCCCAGUUUUACAUGAAGGGUAUUGCUUACCAGCAAGACACAGCCAACACAACCAGCGGCGAGAGUUUCAACGAUCCGCUCGCUGACUACGAGACCUGUUCCAGAGAUAUCCCAUACAUGCAGGCUGUGGACACCAACACCAUCCGUGUGUAUGCCUUGAACAAUUCUUUGGACCACACCAAGUGUAUGCAAGCUUUGAAUGACGCUGGUAUCUAUGUUAUUGCAGACCUAUCUCAGCCUUCUCAAUCCAUCAACAGAGACGACCCUGCUUGGGAUCUUGAGCUGUACAAGCGUUACACUGACGUCAUUGAUGCCAUGCACAACUACACCAACAUCUUGGGUUUCUUCGCCGGUAACGAAGUCACCAACAACAAAUCGAACACUGCUGCCUCCGCCUUCGUUAAGGCCGCUAUCAGAGACUGCAAAAAAUACAUCAAGGACAAGGGCUACAGAGACAUUCCUGUCGGUUACUCCACAAACGAUGAUGAGGAAACUAGAGUCAGCAUGGCCGACUACUUCGCUUGCGGAGAUGAAGACGUCAGAGCCGACUUCUACGGUAUUAACAUGUAUGAGUGGUGUGGCUCUUCUACUUUCCAGUCUUCCGGUUACGAGGACAGAACCAAAGAGUUUUCCAACUUGACUAUUCCUAUCUUCUUCUCUGAGUAUGGUUGCAUAGAAAGCAGACCAAGAAAGUUCCAAGAAGUCGGUACUCUUUACAGUGAUGACAUGACUGACGUGUGGUCCGGUGGUAUCGUCUACAUGUACUUCGAGGAAGCCAACAACUACGGCCUUGUGUCCGUCUCUGGCGACAAAGUUAGCACAUUGUCUGACUACAGCUACUACUCUGAGGAGAUCAAGAGCGUCUCCCCAACCUCUGUUAACUCUAAGACUUACACUGUCUCGAAUGCGACUUUGUCGUGCCCUGCCACAAACUCGAACUGGAAGGCUGCUACCAGCUUGCCUCCAACUCCUAACCAGCAAGUGUGCGAGUGUAUGUCUGGUUCCUUGUCUUGCGUCGUUGCCGAUGAUGUUGACGAGGAUGACUACCAGGACCUGUUUGACUACGUUUGUGGUGUCAUUUCUUGCGACGGCAUCACUGCCAGCGGAUCUAACGGCACUUAUGGAUCUUACUCCUUCUGCGAUGCCAAGUCUAAGCUUUCUUUUGUCCUGAACAAAUACUAUGAGAGCAACGGUUCCAGCAAGUCUGCUUGUAGCUUCAGUGGCUCCGCUUCUCUGCAAACCGCAAGCACCGCCUCCACCUGCUCUUCUAUCUUGAGCCAAAUCGGUUCUCAAGGCACUGGCUCCGCCACUGGUUUGUCUUCCGCUACCGGCGUUAGUUCCAUCAGCACCGGUUCCAACUCUGGCUCUAAGUCUGGGUCCUCGAGCUCUUCAUCUUCCUCAAGCUCCUCGGACAAAAAGAACGCUGCCUCAACAAACUCUCCUAAGUCUGUCGCUCAGAUACUGCUGACUGCCUUUGUGGCCAUCGGUGCCACCGCUGGCGUUGGCUUUGUUAUCGCUUAA